AUGGCCGAUCCGAUCGGUGUAGCCGGGUUAGCCCUCUCCGGGAUUUCGCUAUUCUUCCAGGUCUACGCAGGGACGGUGCAAGGAAGAGUGCACACAGGGAUCCAGCUAAUGCUUGUUGCACGUGAUGUGCCUGACAAGUAUCAACAAUUGCGACUUCGUUUGGAGAUCGAGCAAGGGAGGCUCCUUAGUUGGGGCCAUAGCUUUGGAUUAUUGCAGGAAGAAUCGGAGAAGGAGGAUACAUCGAGGAUUUCGAUCCCCGAACAGGUCCGGUAUAUGGUUCAGGGAUACAUUGAGCCGCUGUGGCAAAAGGUCCUGCAUUUCACGGCAGAGACCCCGGGCUUCGUUCCCAGGGACAAGAGAGAAGAAACACCGAGCGUGCAUCAUGGAGGCAUGGCGCGACGGUUUCGGCUGGACCGCAUGUAUGCGAAGGCCAGGCAGGGAACUAUUAAAUUCAAAGACCGUGUCAAUUGGGCUUAUUGGCAGAUGGACAAGUUGGAAGAUUUGGUGGAAUGUAUGAGACAUGUCAAUGGUAGUGUCAUCGCCCUGGCCGAGGUGAAAACGCAGCAGGAGAUCCAGGAAACCGUUAAAGCGACGCUGAUGGGCCUGCUCAGUCUACAGGACACUGUUAAUGGACUAAAGGAGCUAAUUGUGGCUGUCGAGGAGAAGCGCCUUGAUAACCGGUCAUCGCAGAUGCCGCUGGGUGAACCGAAUGAUCUACUCCUAGGUUUAGCCAACCUGAAAAAAAUGCGACUGCAAAUUGGACACGACAAGAAUGACGGUAGCCUCCAAUCUGACUUAAAGAUCCAACCAGAGAGAGUCUGGCCCAUGAACAAGAUGAAAUAUCCCUCGCCUCAGCGUCAGGAUGCCACGCUGGAUGGCAAGAAAGGGUUCUGGGUGGAAUACAAGGACUAUUCGAGUUCGGACCAAAUAGCGGGCCCAACGAAGGACGAGAUUGAGCGUCAUAUUGUCCGAGAACUGGCAGCGCUCCUAAUCUCCAAGCUUCCAAGUAGUUUUCGCGUGGCGCAGUGUGUUGGGUACUACGAGGAGGCCGGGUCGUUCGGCUUGGUUUUCGAGAAGCACGCCGCACACGCCGACCAAACCAUCAUCCCACUCUCUCAUUGUUUGUCUCUUGAAACUCAGAUGCCCAGUCUCGGGGAGCGGAUCGCCCUCGCGCAAGGAAUUGUCCAGACGUUGUUCCAACUGCAUGUGGUAGGGUGGCUCCAUAAAGGGCUUCGGCCUGCGAAUAUCCUUCUGUUCGAGGACCAUAAUGGGGGCAUUGCCUAUGACAAGUCAUAUAUUUCCGGAUUUGAAGAUGCUCGCCCGGUAGCACAGCCAAACCUAACGGAGGAGGCCCAUUCACGUUUGUUGAAUGAUGACUGGUAUCGACACCCAGACAUUCAAACUGUGAAGCCGGCGCAUCGGGAAUUUCAAUAUUGCAUGCGGUAUGACCUUUAUUCACUUGGAAUACUGCUUGUCGAGAUCGCCCUGUGGAAACCUGUCCUCGAUAUUCAGUCGAAUGUCGGUCCAGGCGACAUCAAAUCUUUCAUUUUAAGCCACAAUACCCAGUGUUUACAGAGGAUUCAAUUUGCGUUCGGUAGAAAAUAUGCUGAAAUUGUUAUGAAUUGUUUGAAUCCAGGCGAAGAAAUGGAUGAUCAUACCCAAAUGGAUAGCUACAUCUAUUAUUUUGAGAAGCUGGUCGUGAAACCCAUGAAGCAGAUGUCUGUAGAUUGA
Aspergillus oryzae RIB40 is the source of this 1731-nucleotide messenger RNA. Its product is annotated as prion-inhibition and propagation domain-containing protein. The coding region runs from base 1 to 1731 and encodes 576 amino acids. The transcript is spliced from 2 exons. The record is from RefSeq and is a predicted model, not a curated record. Gene Ontology annotation, molecular function: protein kinase activity; ATP binding. Gene Ontology annotation, biological process: protein phosphorylation. NCBI's taxonomy places the organism in Eukaryota, Fungi, Ascomycota, Eurotiomycetes, Eurotiales, Aspergillaceae.